UCUAAUCCGUUGCAAUUAAGAGGUGCAUCUUCACUCUGGAAUCUCCUUCACACAAACCAAAUAAAACCAAACACAUUUUACUCAAACUCACCCCUUCCUCUUCUUCCCCCUCCGAUCAUCAAUGUCUUUACCAAGCCUUAACUUGCACAAGUUGAUGAUAUUCAACACAGCUCACUGUAAAAACCACAACCACCUAAGUUAUUACAAGACAAAGACCAAGAACCUCGGUGGCCGUUGUUGCAGCUCAGCUAUUGCGAUAAACACGCCCUCUUCUUUAACGGGAGUGAGUGGGAUUCGAUGGGGGUCCACCAAGUUGCAAGGGGCUAGAGAAGAGAUGGAAGAUGAUGUUGUGAUUGUCAAGUCUAGUGCUGAUGGUCUUGAUGCCUUUUCCUUUGCUGCUGUUUUCGAUGGUCAUGCCGGUUACUCUUCAGUUAAAUUCCUAAGGGAUGAGUUAUAUAGAGAGUGUGUUACGGCUUUACAAGGUGGAAUGUUGCUCACGGGGAAGAAUUUUAAUGUCAUUAAAAAGGCAUUACAAGACGCAUUUCAAACAGCUGAUGAGAAGCUCAUAAAUUGGCUUGAGACGAGCGGCGAGGAAACUGAAUCUGGUUCAACGGCCACUGCUCUGUUCAUUAACAAUGAUUUGCUGUUUAUAUCACACGUUGGUGACUCAUGCGCUGUUCUUUCACGAGCUGGAAAACCUGAAGUAUUAACUGGUUCCCAUCGACCAUAUGGAAGCAACAAAGCUUCUCUUAAUGAAAUCAGAAGAAUCAGAGAAGCAGGUGGAUGGAUUGUUAAUGGAAGAAUUUGUGGAGAUAUCUCAGUGUCUCGUGCUUUUGGUGACAUGCGGUUUAAGACAAAGAAAUAUGAGAUGCUAGAAAAGGGAGUUCAGGAAGGGAGAUGGUCUCCAAAGUUUGUUUCCCGGAUUAAAUUUUCUGGGGAUCUUGUUACUGUCUGUCCUGAUGUUUUCCAAGUAGAUCUUGGAGUAGAUACAGAAUUUAUACUAUUGGCAUCUGAUGGCUUGUGGGAUUACAUAAACAGCUCAGAAGCAGUCACUUUUGUUAGGAAUCAACUACGAAAACAUGGAGAUGUACAGAUGGCUUGUGAAGCACUCGGACAAGUUGCCCUGGAUCGGCGGUCACAAGACAAUAUAACCAUUGUUCUUGCUGAUUUUGGGAGAACCAACUGGGAAAGUGUGCCUAUUCAGCAGCAAAAUAUCUUUUUUGAACUGGGCCAAGCUUUUGCAACUUUAGGUAUUGUGUCAUUUGGAAUAUGGAUGACAUCCAUGCUAGGUUCAUGAGUUCUGAGGCCCUGUUAUACUGUAUAUAAAUAAUUAACACAAAUUUACUUUUUAUCUCCUGCAUACUCUGUACAUGUACAUUUCCUUAUGUUAUUGCUAUUAUACGUAAUGGCAUUCUUUAGCAUCUUAUUAGAAUACAUAUAAUUCCUAGCUAGUUCUGUAAAAGUAUCUUGUAAUGCUAAAUGUUAUAGAUAUUUGAUGUGUUUCUACUUAA
Daucus carota subsp. sativus is the source of this 1511-nucleotide messenger RNA. RefSeq names its product protein phosphatase 2C 57. The coding region runs from base 122 to 1297 and encodes 391 amino acids. Gene Ontology annotation, molecular function: cation binding; protein serine/threonine phosphatase activity. Gene Ontology annotation, biological process: protein dephosphorylation. NCBI's taxonomy places the organism in Eukaryota, Viridiplantae, Streptophyta, Magnoliopsida, Apiales, Apiaceae. The transcript is spliced from 11 exons. The record is from RefSeq and is a predicted model, not a curated record.